Messenger RNA from Manihot esculenta (cassava), 1326 nucleotides. Its product is annotated as probable mannitol dehydrogenase. NCBI's taxonomy places the organism in Eukaryota, Viridiplantae, Streptophyta, Magnoliopsida, Malpighiales, Euphorbiaceae. Gene Ontology annotation, biological process: lignin biosynthetic process. Gene Ontology annotation, molecular function: cinnamyl-alcohol dehydrogenase activity; zinc ion binding. The record is from RefSeq and is a predicted model, not a curated record. The transcript is spliced from 5 exons. Bases 62 to 1150 code for a protein of 362 amino acids.
ACCUCCUUCAUCCAUCAACAAAAGUUUCAAGCUUUAAAUCUAAGUUUGUAAAAGAGAAAACAUGGUAGCCAAAUUGCCAGAAGAAGAGCAUCCCAAGGAGGCAUUCGGAUGGGCUGCUAGAGACCAAUCUGGCGUCCUCUCUCCCUUCAAAUUCUCCAGGAGAGCAACAGGAGAGAAAGACGUUUCUUUUAAAGUCCUGUACUGUGGGAUGUGCCACUCAGAUCUUCACAUGGUCAAGAAUGAAUGGGGCAAUUCUAUUUAUCCUCUUGUUCCUGGGCAUGAGAUUGUGGGAGUGGUGACAGAAGUGGGGAGCAAGGUGGCAAAAUUCAAGGUGGGAGAUAAAGUGGGUGUGGGCUGCAUGGUGGGAUCAUGCCAUUCCUGCGAUAAUUGCACAAACAAUCUUGAAAAUUAUUGCCCAGAAAUGAUUCUUACUUAUAAUGCCAAGUACUAUGACGGAACCAUCACAUACGGUGGCUACUCCGACACCAUGGUUGCCGAUGAGCACUUCAUUGUUCGAAUUCCAGACAACAUGCCUCUUGAUGCAACUGCUCCUCUCCUUUGUGCUGGGAUCACAGUGUAUAGCCCCUUGAAAUAUUAUGGGCUUGACAAACCUGGUUUGCAUGUAGGUGUAGUUGGCCUUGGUGGGCUUGGUCACAUGGCUGUGAAGUUUGCCAAAGCCAUGGGAGCUAAGGUCACUGUGAUCAGCACUUCACCCAACAAGAAGCAGGAGGCUAUUGAGCGUCUUGGUGCCGAUUCAUUUUUGGUCAGUCGUGACCAAGAUCAAAUGAAGGUUGCGACGGGGACAAUGGAUGGAAUAAUUGACACAGUAUCUGCAAUACACCCUCUUCUUCCAUUGCUUGCUUUAUUGAAGUCGCAUGGAAAGCUGAUUUUGGUUGGAGCCCCAGAGAAGCCACUUGAGCUCCCAGCUUUUGCCUUGUUAAUGGGGAGGAAGGUGGUGGGUGGUAGUUGUAUCGGAGGAAUGAAGGAGACGCAAGAAAUGAUUGAUUUUGCAGCAAAACACGGCAUUAAGUCGGAUGUUGAAGUGAUCUCGAUGGAUUAUGUGAACACUGCAAUGGAGCGCAUGCUGAAAGCUGAUGUUAGAUACCGAUUUGUUAUUGACAUUGGCAAUACAAUCCAAUGCAGCAGCUGAAUUUCUUUAAUUUGACAUAGCUAGUGAAAUAGGUUCUAGAAUUUUGCAGUCUAUUAUUAUGAGAAUAAGUAUCUUUUUUUGAAAGAAUUAUGAGUCAUGAGUAUCAAUUUGUAAUAAAAUGGAUUUUAAUGAAUAAAGUUUUCUCUCUAGUUUAGCCUAGAGAGAGUUCUAGGUUC